Penicillium atrosanguineum is the source of this 1020-nucleotide messenger RNA. RefSeq names its product Synaptobrevin. The transcript has 3 exons. Bases 1 to 1020 code for a protein of 339 amino acids. NCBI's taxonomy places the organism in Eukaryota, Fungi, Ascomycota, Eurotiomycetes, Eurotiales, Aspergillaceae. The record is from RefSeq and is a predicted model, not a curated record.
AUGCGCGGUUCUCAGCUCACCCAUUUGGCUGUAGCCACUCUUUUGACAGCGCGCGCCCAAGCCGCGAACGACACUAAUUACGAUCCUUCAUUAACCUUUCGACCGACCAACGUUACCGAAAAUGGUCUCUAUCAUUGGACUGGAUCGUACUACAAUGGAACCACAACACUCGAAUUUAUACCUUUCGGGGGCCUCUCGUCGGAUGAUACCGAUGAUGAAGUCUGGCAGUCUUGUCCCAAACUGCGCGGUACAACAAUUGACACCGUCUACGAAACGCGCCUCGCAAUCACCGAGUCGGACGAAUAUAACCUCGGCAACAACCCGAUCAACACCUAUCUGACGACAUGGGAACCCAACUUCAAUUUCAGCUCAUUACCAGCAACCGAGACAAUGGCAGAUAUGCCGCUCAAAUGGGGCUUGCUUUCUUCCAACCCUAUGUACUAUUUUGACAACCUCCUUUACGUUAAAGACAACUUCAACUACACUCUUGCCGAAACAAAGAGCGCACCGUAUAAUCUGUCAAGCACUCUCAGCAAAUACUACGGAGACGGGCUUCUCAAUUUCAACAUGACCAGCUGCGACGGCAAGAGCGAUGUCGCAUGGGACGGCGCCCUGAUCAAUAAAUCCUGGUGGGCCAACGUGGGCAACAAUCAUUCAUACCCUGACCCCGUUCUAAACCUGCAAUUUGAUGGCAAUACCGCCAACUUGACGAUUGAAGGGUAUUUUGACGCUACACCAAAGCCGACCGGAAAUAACACCUUCAAUACAGUUGACAUCGAGGCCCGAGGAAAGGUGAAGAUCACCUUCUUGGGGACCAUUGACAGCUAUCACUCCGACGUUCUCGUGAAUGAUACAUCUAAGCCUACUUGGAAGAGGACGGUCGGCUUCAAUAACAAUACUUUAAAUGUUGGAUACAACGGCUCGAGUACAAGUACGAACGGAGCCCCCAGUCAGCAGCUUGGCACUUGGGGAAUUGCUCUUGGCUCAGCUUUGAUUUCCUUGGUAGUUUUCUACAUAUAA